AUGAUCAAUUAAAAGAUUGGAAAUUAGCAAAAUAUCAAUAUUUAAGAUUGUUAAAAAGGAGAAAUAAAUCCUGAUUAAUAAACAUCUAAAAAUUUAGUUACAAAUGGUUUUAAACUUUAGGAUAACCUUUAUCCUUAAAUGAUGUAUUUAUUAAUUGAUUUACAUAAGAAAGAAAAUUUGUUUAAUACAAGCUUAUUGCAGAAUGAUAAUAUAAAAAAAAAAAUAUAAAUGUAUGAAAGCAUGGGCAAUUAAAAGAGGAAAAGUUUAUGAAGAACUCAUUUAAACUGAAGUGUCUUAUUUGGCUGAUUUAAAAAUUGUUCUUGAAAAAGUAAUAAAAAAUGUUAAAGAAAUGAAGCUAUUAUCAGAUAUUGAAAUAUAAAAAGCCUUUAGUAAUAUAAGUUAAAUAUAUGAUUUAAACAAAGCCUUUUUAAGAGAAUUAUAAAGUAAUAAUCAUAUAUAUUAUCAGAAAAGCUAGAUAUAUAUCAUAAUAAUGUAUGUGUAGGUCAUAUAUUUUUAAAGUAUAUUCCUUUUUUUAAGAUGUAUUUUUAAUAUUUGUAGGAAUUUAAAAUCGAUUAAAUUUCAAUUUUAAGAAGUUAAUACUAAGAAUUUGACAAUUUCUUAAACAAUUUAGAAGAAGCCUGUGUGUUUAAAGGUGGUGAUCUUAAUUCAUUUUUGAUAAAACCUGUAUAAAGAUUACCUAGAUAUUCUUUAUUAAUAACAAGUGUAGUAAAAUACACUUGGAAAGAUCACCCUGAUUAUUAAGAUUUAUAGAAAACUCUAAAUUAGUUUGCUUCUGUAACUUAAUAAAUUGAUUUGCUUAUAGGAAAGUAUGUUAAUUAAUAAUAUUAUAUUUUAGCAUACUUAAAAAUUAAGCCCUUUUUGAAUUGUAAUAUAAGUUUUUUAAUUUGAUUAAUGUACAAAUUGUUGAAUCUACUAGAUAAUUCAUAUUGACAGAAUCUUUAUAUAUGAUUAAUUAAGGUUAAGAAGAACAAAUUAAUUUAUAUUUAUGUACUGAUUUAAUAGUAUUGACAAAAAUGAGUGAAGAAAAUUAAAAAUAUAUAAAAGAAGGAUUGAUCACUUAUUCAUUUUUAGAUUUAUAAUCUUAUUAUAAAAAUGAAUAAGUUCCUUCUUUAAAUUUUACUUUAGUUGCAGGUGAAUAAUAAAUGAUGUUUAUUUGUUAAGAUUAAGAAUAAAAAAUAAAAUUAUAAUAGGAAUUUGAUUCAUUAUUUGCUAACCUAAAAAAUAAUGCAUCCCAAAGAAGUGCUAACUGUAAAAAGAAAACAUAAAUAUACUCUCCAAUUAAAGUUUAAAUAGUAUCUAUAACAAGAGGAUAAGAACUUUUGAAAUCCUACGCUUAAUACAAUAUAAUAGUAAAUUAUGAAUUUUAAUGAUUAGGUAAUCAAUUAAUCAUAAAGUUAUGCAAUAUAAACUAGACAUAAGGUUUUAUUAAAAUUGUAGAAAAAGCUUGAAAUUGAAUUUCAAUAGGAAUCAAAAUCUGAGACAGGAUCUAAUAUUUUAUUCUAAAAUUGGAUAAAGAAUAGAUUAAAUAAAGAAUAAAAUGAUGGAAGAAAGGUUAUAGUUCAAGAGUUUUUAGAGACUUUGUUAAACUCUCAUUUAGUAAAAUCUAGGCCUGAAUACUUUCUACGUAAACUUAAAUUACCAUAGAAUUUUUACAUUAAGCAUGAUAUGUUUUAGAGUAAUAACAAUUCUCUAGCAUAAAGUAAAAUAGAAUGA
This is a messenger RNA of Paramecium primaurelia, 1734 nucleotides long. The record is from the annotation of a GenBank genome assembly. NCBI's taxonomy places the organism in Eukaryota, Ciliophora, Oligohymenophorea, Peniculida, Parameciidae.